This is a messenger RNA of Paramecium sonneborni, 1655 nucleotides long. NCBI's taxonomy places the organism in Eukaryota, Ciliophora, Oligohymenophorea, Peniculida, Parameciidae. The record is from the annotation of a GenBank genome assembly.
AUGGGAUAUUGUUGUUCCAAGAACCAAAAUAAUUUUAAAAAAAAGGAAGUAGUAGAAUUAAAAAAAUUAUAAAAAGAAGUAAAUGAAAAUGAAUAAAAUAAAUCAUAUGCAAAGGAAUAAGAAUAAAAGUCAUCUAUUAAAGAACAUCAUGUUGAAAUUAAUAGGGAGCCAGCAUCAUAACCAGAGUCUGAAAUAAUAGUAUAGCCUACUCAACAAGUAGAAGAUCUUAAGUCAAUUUUAAAUGAUGAAACGUAAUCAGUUCAGGAUUAAAAGAACUUUUAAGAAGCAUUCAAUAGCAUUCGUGAUAGAAUCAAAAGUUUUAAUAGAAAAAAGGUUUCUAUUGAAGAGUAAUUAAGUAGCUUGUUCAUUAGAGAUUAAGAUGAAAAUGAAUCAAAAGACUAAUUAUAAAAUCAUGAUUUUAAAGGGCCUAGGAUGGUAAAUAGAAAUAUUUGCGAUACAAGAAAUAAAUAUGAUUUCUCCAGAGUAGAAUAAUUUACAUAAUAUAAAGGCAGCAUAACUUUAGUGAAAUUAAUUUAAAAAAAAAAAUCAUCCAUUUGCACUUAUAUUGGUAAAAUAGAACAAAAAUAUUGUUGUGUUAAAUUAAUACCCAUGACCAAGGUAGUUUAUAUUAAUAAAUGGAUUGAAAGUGUUAAAAAAGCGUAGAGUAGAGAAAAUUUAGAGAAAGAGAUUUUUUUAGAUUAUUUAUGUUAAAAAUACCAUUAUUAUAAGAUUGAAUUAUUGAAUAAUGAGCCAGAUUACUGUAAUUGUUAUAUUAUUAGUAAUCUGGAGUAAUAUAAUGCUUAUACUUUUAGGUAUUUUUAUUGUUUUUUAUUUAUAGUCAUCAUCCAUCAAUAAAAUUAAUAGAAAAAUUAUCUAUUGCUUAUUAUCUCAUCUAAAUAAUCUGUGUUGUAUUAAGGAAAGAAGAUGAUUAAUAAGAUUAAUAACCUGUUCGUUUCAUUAGAUAGAUUUUUAAGAAUACGUUUACAGUGAAAAGAAACAAUAUAUUGAUAUCAAGAUUAGAAUAAGAAUAAAAAAGAUAUACAAUAGUUUUAUCUGAUUGGUAAUUGUUGCUUCCUGAAUUUGAAAAUAUAAUUCCUAAUAAAAAACUACAGAAUGAAGAUAAACUCUAUGAGGAAACUGAAAAUAAAUUUUAUGAAAUAAUAUCAAGCUAAAUAUAUCACUCAGAUCGGAUGAGAAAUAUCAUUUAUGUAGAAAAUUUUACCAAAAGAUUUUUGAAGUUGUUAUUUUUCAGAGUUAAUGUUGAGUAAUUUUAUUCAUUAAUUAUAAGUAUACAAUCCGAUAUUGAAUUGUAUGGAUUUAUAAAUGAGACUAAGUUUGAAAAAAUUUGUGAGACAAAAAUAAACAUAAUUGAGAGGUAAGAAUAUCAAGAUUAUUAAAUUUUAACAAAAAUAAUAUAAAACUACCAUUAAAUGUCGAAUUAUUAGAAUGAUCGAAAUGAUUAAUAAAUCUUUGGAUUGACAAAUAAGUUGUUAACAAAAAAAUCAUAAUUAAUUUUUCAAGAAUUUCAGUUAAAUAAUUCAGAUAAUUGUCCUUGGAUAUAUUGGAUUUACCUAAUGCUAAAAAAUUUGCAAAUUGAGAAAUUACGAGCUGCUUUUAUGGACUUAUUAUAAGAUCCCUAAAAAAAAGUGAAUUGA